This is a messenger RNA of Belonocnema kinseyi, 3020 nucleotides long. It is a transcript of the gene Ras85D, whose product is annotated as ras-like protein 1. The transcript is spliced from 6 exons. NCBI's taxonomy places the organism in Eukaryota, Metazoa, Arthropoda, Insecta, Hymenoptera, Cynipidae. Bases 344 to 928 code for a protein of 194 amino acids. Gene Ontology annotation, cellular component: plasma membrane. Gene Ontology annotation, molecular function: GTP binding; GTPase activity; GDP binding. The record is from RefSeq and is a predicted model, not a curated record. Gene Ontology annotation, biological process: epidermal growth factor receptor signaling pathway; Ras protein signal transduction.
UCUUUUCGUGUCUUUGGAGCACUUUGGAUUUGGAGUAGCGUGUUUGCGGAUGAAGUGAACCACUAUCCUUUCCCGUAGAGGGACAUUGAGUGAUUCUCUAGCUUGGUAAUAAAAACUGGUGAAACAAACGUGAUAGUCCACUCCCUCUUCUGUCUCUGCCAGGAACGCGUUGGCAACACUGACGCCUCACUCCAGAUGGCUUAUCUCCAGAGAGUAAACUCACAAUUCACAAUAGUAAACGGGUUUUUGAAACCGGCUUGUACUCGAAAUGUUCAUUUAAUUAUCGGUUCAUCAAAGGCUGCACUUUAGUUUUUCUUCCGAGAAAAUUAGGAACAUUAAAAAAAUGACCGAGUAUAAACUCGUUGUCGUAGGAGCUGGAGGUGUUGGGAAAUCAGCACUUACUAUUCAAUUAAUACAAAAUCACUUUGUAGACGAAUACGAUCCUACCAUAGAAGACUCUUAUAGAAAACAAGUAGUCAUAGAUGGGGAAACCUGUUUGCUAGAUAUAUUAGAUACAGCCGGCCAAGAAGAAUACAGUGCUAUGAGAGACCAAUACAUGAGAACAGGAGAAGGAUUUUUAUUAGUCUUUGCAGUUAAUUCUGCAAAAAGUUUUGAGGACAUAGGAACAUAUCGCGAACAAAUCAAGAGGGUGAAAGAUGCGGAAGAAGUGCCAAUGGUUUUAGUUGGUAACAAAUGCGAUUUGCAACAGUCAUGGGCAGUCAAUAUGGCCCAAGCUAGAGAAGUCGCUAGGCAAUACGGUAUUCCUUUCGUGGAAACUUCAGCCAAAACGAGAAUGGGAGUAGACGAUGCGUUUUACACAUUGGUCAGGGAAAUACGAAAAGACAAGGAACAUAGAGGAAAGGAAAAGAGGAAACGGAUAAGAGCAGGAAGCUCGGGUCGCAGAAGGCCUAAGUGUUGUCUUCUUUAAUUUUCAAAUUUUAAGAGUCAACGUCCAAAAACCACUUGUCAUACAAAAAAAAGAAUGCAAGAGUGCAGUGUAAAAAGCUUUAGGAUACAUUUAAGUUGUGCACAUUUUGCAGCUUACUUUACAGUAUACCGAAUGAAUUAAAAGCACAAUUUUUUAAUGACGCGCAAAAGAAAAAUGACUCAUAGUAUUAACUCUUAUAAAAACGGCUUACUUGACUAAAAGUCUGAAAAGCUCUAAUGUUAUUAUCCGAAAGAAAAAAAAGUUUCUUAACCCUUGAUCGAAUAGAAUAAUUUAGUCUUGCGACAGUGAUAAUUUAAGCCAUACGCCGUUGCCACAACUUGCACAAAUUGACUAAAAGCUUUAAGUCAUUACGUAUAUUUUUUAUACAAGCUUUUUCAAUCUUUUUAUUGACUGCUGUGUUUACAUUUGACAUUCAUCACUCGAUUUUUGUGCCAACAGUCGAUAGGUCUAUCAAUUAGAAUGGUUUAUUAUUAAUAUUUUUCAAUCCUUGAAAUUAUCUAAUUGCUUUUAAAGUGUUUUUGACAAACGACGAGCGAUAAUUUCAGCUGUAAACACAGAAUUUUUACUAUGCAAUUUUCUCUGACAAUAAGGUUAGUAAGAUUUAUUGCAGAAUUUCAAUGAUAGUUCUGCGAAGUGCUUCUUACAGUUAUGCCAUUACGCAUAUUGAUUUUAUUACUUGUGAUCAAGGGUUAAUGACUUCAGAAGGUCAUAGAAAACUGUACAAUUCAUAUAAUUCUCGUAAGUGUGAACGCGCAAAUUUGUAAGGAUAGUGUUUGACUAGGAAAUAAAUCGCGAAGGAAUCGUACAGCACAGAUAUUUCGAUAAGAUUUUUAUUCUGUAAUAAUUAAACGUUAAAGGUUUAAUUUUGGAAAGUGUAAAGUUUAGUGAAUAUAAGAAACAUUGAAUUGAAGAACAAAAUCAUCCGUGCUGUUUAGGUUUAUAUUUUACCACAAUUACUGGUUUCAAAUUUGGGGAUAAAGCUUAAAACUCGAUCCUGUCUUUGUUAUUUACAAUCGAGUUGAAAGACUGCGCUUUAAAAAAAUCCCGUUUGAAACCGCCUUUAAGUUACGUAUCUUGCUAAUAAGGAUCUGAGCGCCAAGAGAUCCAAUUGUUUUUAAAGUUUAUUAAAACUUACUGAUCUCCAAAUUUUACAAGUGUAGAUAUGAGAGUCCUCGCUUUGUUGAUAUUUAUCUAAACAAAAUUCUAGAAGCAGUUUAGAAACUGCAGAUAAAAAAAUCAAUUAAUUUUUUGUAAAUUGAUUUGACGGAGCUCUUUUAAAUAAAUUGUGAGUAGAUUUUAUUUUGAAAUUAUAUUUUACAAUUAUAUUUUAGAAUUAUCAAUCGUUCGAUUUGUUAUUAACCCAUUCAAAGCAGCCUUUUUACAAAUCGUGAAAUUUCGUCUAUGAAAUUUUAUUUACGUAAGCUUACUUUCUGUAGAGAUUUAUAAAGUUCUUUUGAAUAUUUAAAUUAGCUGACUCUGGGGUCAAAUAAUAAUCCAAUUUUAGAACAAUGCUACGAAUGGGUUAACUCGAUAACUAUUUUGUCUACGUGAAUGAUGCACAAUGUAAUCAAAUAUGUGCAUAACCGGGUAUAAAAUUGUGGUUGUUUUGCCUGUUUUUAAUAAUUGUGUGUACGCACGCUUAAUCCUUUUUUGAAAAUAAAGCUGGAUUAACGUCGAGACACUCGUACAGUUGUUCGAUCAUGUCAGGUUGUUACAUUUUAAAUGUUUUGUCUACUAGGAUUUAAAGUUUCAAAUUAAUCUUCCAAAUAAAUGUAGAUAUCGUUUUUAUUAUGUAUGUGCGACGAAAUGUCGUAAGCCUUAAUCGGAUGCAUGUUUCGACACUCAUGUGAAAGUAUUUGACUAAACUUUUUAAGUAUGUGUAGAUCCUACUUCAACUUUGACUCAUACUUUUUCCUAAACAAUUUAAUAUCGUUUGUAUUCAACGUGGAAAGUUCGACGAGAUUACUUUUCUAGUUGGUCAUAUAAUGGCGUUUAAUGAUCAAAUCACAGCAACGAUUCAAGUGUAAUAAACUACACGUAAGGAUUCCAAAUAAAAAAAAGUUUAUACGUA